Molecule: messenger RNA, 6222 nt
Organism: Dromaius novaehollandiae (emu)
Lineage: Eukaryota; Metazoa; Chordata; Aves; Casuariiformes; Dromaiidae
Gene: SLC41A1
Product: solute carrier family 41 member 1
Exons: 11
Coding region: 942-2489 (515 amino acids)
Biological process (GO): monoatomic cation transport
Cellular component (GO): plasma membrane
Molecular function (GO): monoatomic cation transmembrane transporter activity
Source: RefSeq, a predicted model, not a curated record
GGGCGGUGAUGUCAAGGCGGCGCGGCGCCGCCCCCUGCCGGCCCGGCGCAGCGCGGCGCGGCGGCGGGGCAGAGCGCAGCGGAGCGCGGCGAGGCCGGAGCGAGGUGGCGGCGGGUGAGAGGCGGUCCCGGAGAGUGACAUGUGCGUCUGAGGGCCGGCGAGUGCCAGCGCCCGCCCCGCGGCCCGCUCCGCUCGGCCGGUAACCCGACCUGGGGGCUCGCUGUUACUUACAUAAGGGCUGUGGUUGCCUCGUGCUGUAAGGUGAGGAAUUUCCUCCGGGAGGAGGAGGAGGGGGGCUCGGCGCUGACACUCGGAGCUUGCUGGUGUCCUGCCUUUCCUGGCAGAGUGCGAACAGGCUGCAGCAGAGCAAAACCCCCCAAGAGCUGACUGAGGUUCUGCGGAAGGAAAGCACCGCUGGAGAAGGGGACAAAGCCCUGGUAGAGGAAGAGUUUUUCUGGACUGUAUCCUUUCUAGAAGCCAGUUUUUAGGCUCCUGUUUUAUUCUUUGCUUUGUUUGUUUUUCCCUCUGCCUGACUGUGCUCCGUAACAGCAGUCCUGCUGCUGGGAGAAGACUCUGAAAGAUGCACUGAACUGUUGCACAAUAGCGAGGAAAAGCUUGGAUGCUGUCUCGGCAGCUGCUGUAACUCACCGUGCCGGAGAGGAGGAGAACUAGAGUGAAUUCACUGUAGUUCCCGGCUCCACCCGUGUUCCCUGCUCGCUCAGUGGUUGGUGUCCCUCAUUCCUGGACCGUGCUUGAUGGGGAUCUCUGCCGCGGGAGCAGUCUCUGCACUCACAGGCAAGCGAGCAGGGAUAGAAGAGGUGGCCUCUAGAUGCUGGAAAGGCCAUUUGUAUAAGCUCCUGGCAGAAGGUCUCUUCUGGCACAGCUGCUGGCUGUAGGCUCUAGGCCCACCAAGCCAAGGGUCAGGACAGCCUCUGUGCAGCAUGUCUUCCAAGCCGGAGCAGAAGGAGGCCCACCAGGCCAACGGGGCUGUGCUGCCCGUUGUGCCUGUGGACUGCCGCGCCGGUCCGGACCGGACGCAGCGGGUGGAGCCCUUGGAGUUCCUGGGAUCUGACGGUGACGGGGUGGAAGUGGUGGUGCUGGAGUCCCGUGCCAAUGCCAAAGGGGUGCGAGAAGAAGAUGCCCUGUUGGAAAACGGCAGCCAGAGCAAUGAAAGUGAUGACACCAGCACAGACCGAGGCCCUGAGCCUGCCUCGCCACUCAAAGAGACUUCCUUUUCCAUUGGGCUCCAGGUCCUCUUCCCUUUCCUCCUGGCAGGCUUUGGGACAGUUGCUGCUGGAAUGGUGCUGGACAUCGUGCAGCAUUGGGAUGUCUUCAAAUAUGUGACUGAGGUAUUUAUCCUGGUACCUGCGCUACUGGGCCUGAAGGGGAACCUGGAGAUGACUCUGGCAUCUCGCCUGUCUACAGCUGCUAAUAUUGGCCAAAUGGACACACCCAAAGAGCUCUGGAAGAUGAUAACAGGGAACAUGGCUCUGAUACAGGUUCAGGCUACUGUGGUUGGCUUCCUGGCCUCAAUCGCAGCAGUGAUAUUCGGAUGGAUCCCGGAUGGCCACUUCAGCAUUGACCAUGCUGUCCUGCUUUGUGCCAGCAGUGUGGCUACUGCUUUCAUUGCUUCCCUUGUUCUGGGCAUGAUCAUGAUUGGGGUCAUCAUUGGAUCCAGGAAGAUGGGGAUCAAUCCUGAUAACGUAGCCACACCGAUUGCUGCCAGCCUGGGGGACCUCAUCACCCUGGCUCUGCUUUCAGGAAUCAGCUGGGGCUUGUACAAAGAGCUGGAGAGCAAAGCAUACGUGAAUCCUUUAGUGUGCGCCUUCUUCAUAGCUCUGCUGCCCAUCUGGAUCAUCAUUGCCAAGAAGAAUGCAGCAACGCGGGAGGUGCUGUACUCCGGCUGGGAGCCGGUCAUUAUCGCAAUGGCUAUCAGCAGUGUUGGUGGGUUAAUUUUGGACAGAACGGUUUCAGAUCCAAACUUUGCUGGGAUAGCUGUGUUCACACCAGUUAUUAAUGGUGUGGGUGGCAACCUGGUAGCUGUGCAGGCUAGUCGCAUCUCCACUUACCUGCACAUGAGUGGGCUGCCUGGAGAGAGCUCCGAAACAGCCCCUCGCAAGUGCCCCAGCCCUUGCAGCACUUUCUUCAGCUCAGAUGUGAAUUCCCGCUCUGCUCGUGUGCUGUUUCUUCUGGUGGUGCCUGGACACUUGGUUUUUCUUUACACCAUAAGCUCCAUGCGAGGUGGACACACUACACUCACCCUGAUUUUCAUACUCUUCUACAUGACAGCUGCACUUCUGCAGGUUCUCAUCCUUCUGUACAUUGCUGACUGGAUGGUGCACUGGAUGUGGGGCAGGGACCUCGAUCCUGACAACUUCUCCAUCCCAUACUUGACAGCACUGGGGGACCUGAUUGGAACAGGUCUCCUUGCUCUCAGCUUCCACAUCCUCUGGCUCAUUGGUGACCGGGACUCCGAUGUGGGAGACUAGCUCUCCUCACUGCCCUUCUCCUUCUGACAGCUCUCCUCCUUCCAUUUUUUUUUGGUUUGUUCAUUUCUUUUCUUCCACCCUUGCUCUCCUUUGCUUCCUCCCAGUCUCUCUUGAGACUUCACCUUUGAUACUGGAUUCUCAUUAUUUUCAAUGGGAAUUUUUAUGUGGUUUAUAUUUCAAGCCAAGUUUGUACAGAAUAUAAAUCUAGUUUUAGGAAGGACAAAAAAAGUGUAAAGAGACAAUCACCAAGUGCAAUUUCAUAGCAGUUGUGUCCGAACCAGGCUACAGUAAAGAUACUGAUCAGUCAGAUCAUACAGGGAGCCCACCCUGUCCCAGUCACUAGAGGUGAAGGGCUGCUUUUUUCGCUUCAUAAGCGUUUUAAAUAUUGGAGGUAAAGUUCAGACUUAUUUUACUGAACAGGCACCUUCUAGCAAAGUACAACCUCGUGGAUGAGGGCACGGGGUAUCUCCUGUCUUCUCUACCCUGUUACCUUCCUCCCUUGUGUUCACUCUCUGAAUCCCCAUCCUGCGCCUAGCAUCCAAAGCAUGUGACCCUCCAAUAGAGGGACUAGCAAACAUAUGUGAAGAAGGGUGAAACACCCAUUUUCUGUGUGCUCACAAGAAAGGCAAGCAGUCUCAGGCUUGAGGAGUGCAGAGCCCUGAAAUCUGGCUGUGUGUGGGCUGGUCUUUGCUGACAGAUUUAGGUUGGAGAACAAAAGCUCUCUCAAAUACAGCUCCCUUUUGCCAACCAUCCUGCAGCAUCUGCAUCUCAGAAAUUACAAACUCCUUGUUCUGCCUCUCCCCAUCCUUCAUCUGCAGAUGGAAGGUGGUGAUCAGGGACUGAGUUCUUCUACUACUGUGUGCAAAAGGAUAUGCUCUGGGUUUUGUCUAAAGAGGCUGUGAGCUAGCCCCAUCCAUCACUCUUCCCCUGCUGCCUGCCAGUGCUCGGCUGAAGGAAGCAGAGAUCUGCUGGAGCUGUGAUGGAUUUUGUGUGCAGGGCUGUUAUGUGGGAAUCUCUCCUUUGUGCUGGAAUAGGCACAGCACUGUUUUCGUGGCAGCCUGUUUAGGAUGGAUGGAAAAAUAGAUCCUGUUUUUUGUGUUAAGACUUUUUUCCCCACAGUUGCUGAGUGCUGCUGAAGGGCCCAUUGCUGCGGGGAAGAGACCAUUCGGUAUCUCUCACAGCUAAGCCCGAGCCACUUCAAAGCUGGGAAUGUUAGGCUGUCGGUGUCUCUUAGAAAAGGACAUCCGUGUUCAGCCAUUGGCUGUAGCUGGUAUGUGAAGGUGCUAUCUGGGAAACGGGUCAGCCGCUGCAGCCUGAUUUCUGAAGUCUGAAGUUCAGUGCAGCUCUCUGUGCUGAACUGUAGCAAAGGAACCUGCUUGCCCGUGAGAAGGUUUGUGAAGUCUGGGGUCAGGAUUACAGCCUGGCUUGCAGGCAGUAGCUGAGUGCUGUGUAAGCGCAGGGCUCCCUGCUCUGUUACUUUCCCCUCUGCUUUUUGUGCUAUUCCUCUAGGAAUGAGAUGCAUCCUGGCUGAGAUGCAUUCUGUUAUCCUGCUAGUACACUUUGGAAGUACUUUCAUGCAGUCUGCAGCAGCAUAAUGAGAGAGAACCUGUUCUGGCUGUAUGAAUACGGCAUUUGAAAAUGGUCUUGCUGAAUGUUGUUGGCACUUAACACUUUAGCUUUCCCAUUUGGAUCUAAAAUGAUUCAAUAAACUGGAUGCAGCUUGGUGUAAGCAGGUCUGAUUGACUUGGAAACUUCAGCCUGUUACACCAUGUUUAAAUGAUAUGCUCAAGCAGAUAGCCUCAUUCAACAGGCUUUAAUGUAUGAAUGUAAAUUGAAUGCAUAAUUUGAAGUGUGUGCAGGGAAGCUCUUAACAUCUGUGAAGGAUGGAAAAACACAGUAUAUUGUGUGGAGCCUAAUUUCAGUGCUCCAGUACAAAAAACUUGGGGAGCUGCCAGUAACCUCCAAAACUCUGGGGAUGCCUGCAGUAUUCAGUACGGUAGCACCUGACAUCCUGAUCCCAAAAUAACAGCCAAGCUCUCGUUUUAGUUAGCUGCGCAGGCUGAGUGCUACAGUUCUGGUCCUGUUCUGGACACAGUGCCUGUCCUGUUUGUUUGCGGCUCCAGAGUAUAACCCUAAAGCUGCUGAAUUUGUGGUUGCCUGUAGGCUGCUGCUUCUCCUCUUCAUUUUUUUCUUUGUCUUAAGUGUGUUCCUCAUAGCAGAACAUGACCAUCCUUGAUUGGCUUAAUUUCCUCUUUUAGGUGAACUUCUGUAUUUCUCACACAGGCCUUAUAGAAACCAAUGCUUGUCAUUUUGCUUUCUGUCCCAGCAACACUGGGCUUCUGUGCUCAGAUGGAAAGAGAUGUAAUGUGGUGUUGGGCCUGCUGAUCAUCUGAAAUAAGGCCAGGUGGGAAGAUAUGUUUGUUACUCUGGACAAUGCAAGAACUAGCUGAGUUCUACAAAGCCCUGUGCAAGUGCAGCCAUUUACUUCUUAGGUGAGGAGAGUUUUUUGUUGGGAAUUGUUCCUUCCCUGCCCCCCCCCCCCAAAAAAAAAAAGAAAAAGAACAGGAAAGGCUGAGCUGAACACACCCUUCUAUGAUCCAAGUCAAAAACAAAUUUAGACUGAAAUUGGGUAUUGUGCAAACCCAGAGAUCUGGUUCCAGAGUUGAUCCUUACUCUGGAGAUGAGCGUGUUGGAAAGGAAGCUCAGGAUUAAUGGAAACCAGUUCUGAAAAAACAUGGAAACAGAUGCAUCUGAACCAAGCUGCAGUCAGUCUUUUGCCUACUCAAGAGCAGAUUGCUGAGGGACCACUGUUUAGCAAGUUGUAGAAGAAUCCCGUCAUGUUUCAGUAUGUGUAUAUUGAGUAUUCCUGUCUUUAAUGCCUUCCCUGGUUGUAGAAUUUGGGAGGCAAAGAUCUGAUACUUACCCUGUCCGAAUGCUGACUCUGGGAUCAUAAGAAGAGCAGGUGAUGCAUUUUCAGAUUGGUUUCCCCUUUCUACCUUACUAAUGUAGUGUAAGGAUUUCUUUCCCUUCUCUACCUUUGCAAUGUGUUCUUUUGUGACAUGAUCUCUGAACUUUACACUCUUCACCCUAGUGACCUGACUUCUCACAAAUCUAAUUUGGCCAAAGUAUUGUCCAAAAAAAUCCUAAAACAAACCAGCACCACCCCCAUCCCCCCAAACCGUACUGUACUGAAGUCUCAGCCUAGAGACUUCUGGAGUAUUCGCGCUUGCUCACCUGAUUUCUCUGCCUAAUGUUGAGGAAUAGAUUUGAGAUUUCCUUCCAUUAACACUUAAGCUGAUAUGUGAGAAAGUCUCCUGGUCUUUAGGUGUCACAUAUCUAGUUCCCCAAGAAAGGAUUUGUGCCAGAAGGAGAAUCUACCACUUGUGGUCUCAUCUGUAACAUGUAGGGACCCAGAGGUGAUUAAAAGUUGUCAUGCUGCUGGGGUGAUGCUGUACAAUUUUAUAAGGUCUAGGGUGUGUGUGUGAGGGGGGAAAUAGGUCAGGGAAGAUUCUAAUUUAAAUUUUCAGAAUAUUGAAGGAUGAAAACUUUUUCCACCGAUUGCACUCAAAUGCAUGCCUACUUUACAUCUGACUGCAAAUGAAAAAAUACUGGUUUACUCUUUUUAUUAAAGGAAAAAGACUGUCUUAAUUAUUUAUAGUUCCUAUAACUGAAUUGACAGAUGUCAACUUAACUGAUAAAUUAUAUUUGGUUAAAUAAAGAUGACAUUUAUUUA